UCAGAUAUCUUCAUUCGAUAGUACAGCCGUCUGCUUGUUACAUCGCAAAGCACAGCAGCAGCAAAUAUAUCUUCAUCCCGAAAACCAAUCAUGCGUGAAUGUAUCUCAGUCCACAUCGGCCAAGCCGGAGUUCAGAUCGGUAAUGCCUGCUGGGAGUUGUACUGCCUGGAGCACGGCAUCCAGCCUGAUGGCCAGAUGCCCUCAGACAAGACCAUUGGAGGUGGUGAUGAUUCCUUCAACACCUUCUUCAGUGAGACUGGAGCUGGCAAGCACGUGCCCCGUGCCGUCUUCGUCGAUCUCGAACCAACCGUAGUCGAUGAAGUCCGGACCGGAACUUACCGACAGCUCUUUCAUCCUGAGCAGCUGAUCACUGGCAAAGAGGAUGCUGCCAACAACUACGCCCGUGGUCACUACACCGUCGGAAAGGAAAUAAUCGAUAUUGUUCUCGACCGAAUCAGGAAACUUGCGGAUCAAUGCACGGGACUACAGGGUUUCCUCCUGUUCCACAGCUUCGGCGGCGGCACCGGCUCCGGGUUCACAUCGCUGCUCAUGGAGCGUCUCUCCGUAGAUUAUGGAAAGAAGUCCAAGUUAGAGUUCGCCAUCUACCCAGCUCCUCAGGUUUCCACCGCUGUUGUUGAGCCAUACAAUUCCAUCUUGACCACACACACUACCCUGGAGCACUCCGACUGUGCCUUCAUGGUCGACAAUGAAGCCGUCUACGAUAUCUGCCGCCGCAACCUCGACAUCGAACGUCCCACCUACACCAAUCUAAACCGUUUGAUGGCUCAGAUUGUCUCGUCCAUCACCGCAUCCCUGCGAUUUGAUGGCGCCCUCAAUGUUGAUCUUACAGAAUUCCAGACCAACCUUGUGCCCUAUCCACGUAUCCAUUUCCCUCUGGCCACCUACGCCCCUGUCAUCUCUGCAGAAAAGGCCUACCAUGAGCAGUUGACUGUUGCUGAGAUCACCAACGCCUGCUUCGAGCCCGCCAACCAGAUGGUGAAGUGCGAUCCCCGUCACGGCAAGUACAUGGCCUGCUGUCUCCUGUACCGUGGUGAUGUCGUCCCCAAGGAUGUCAACGCCGCCAUCGCUACCAUCAAGACCAAGCGUACCAUCCAAUUCGUUGACUGGUGUCCAACUGGCUUCAAGGUCGGUAUCAACUACCAGCCACCCACCGUCGUUCCUGGUGGCGAUCUCGCCAAGGUUCAGCGUGCCGUCUGCAUGUUGAGCAACACCACCGCCAUCGCCGAGGCCUGGGCCCGUCUCGACCACAAGUUCGAUCUGAUGUACGCCAAGCGUGCUUUCGUCCAUUGGUACGUCGGAGAGGGUAUGGAGGAAGGAGAGUUCUCCGAGGCUCGUGAGGAUUUGGCUGCUCUCGAGAAGGACUACGAAGAAGUCGGUGUCGACUCGGUCGACAAGAAGGAGAAGAAGAAGGAGAGGAAUAUUAAAGAAGUUCCCAACAUGAUGAUUAUGUCUUUCAAAUUUAAGAAAGCACACAUUCAUAACCUUACAAAAGGAAAGGUUCUUUCUAAGACGUCCUACUACAUACCCACAGUAUUGCAUAUGUACUUCACUACAUGUCACAUAAUGUUUUAAUGCUUUAAACUAAAUCAUUUCUAAUGCAAGCUUGUAGAAAGGUCAAUCUGUAAAAGUUGUGGGUAUAAUUGAAACCUUGUCAAUUACUGUUAGUAACAAAACUCCGUAAUUUUGUUUAAUUUUACACACAAUCCCUUAAUUAAUCAGGCACGAUAUCAUUCUAAUGGCUCAUUAGCUUCGCAUCUAUCUUUCUGUGAUAAACAUCUUAUUCAAACCAUUUGCAUAGUAUUUACCCCAAAAAAACACAUUUUGCCUGAAUUAUUAUUAUCUUGGCAGUGUCAAGUAAAAGACACACUUAAUAAAUUAGGAAAUGGAUUGUUCAUGACAAUUAAUCUAUUUAUUAUGGUCUUCUACCCUUUACCAAUUUCCAA
This is a messenger RNA of Strongylocentrotus purpuratus (purple sea urchin), 1964 nucleotides long. Its product is annotated as tubulin alpha-1C chain. Gene Ontology annotation, cellular component: cytoplasm; microtubule. NCBI's taxonomy places the organism in Eukaryota, Metazoa, Echinodermata, Echinoidea, Camarodonta, Strongylocentrotidae. Gene Ontology annotation, biological process: microtubule cytoskeleton organization; mitotic cell cycle. Gene Ontology annotation, molecular function: structural constituent of cytoskeleton; GTP binding. The record is from RefSeq and is a predicted model, not a curated record.